This is a messenger RNA of Mobula hypostoma (lesser devil ray), 14563 nucleotides long. It is a transcript of the gene tarbp1, whose product is annotated as TAR (HIV-1) RNA binding protein 1. Gene Ontology annotation, molecular function: tRNA (guanine) methyltransferase activity; RNA binding. Gene Ontology annotation, biological process: tRNA methylation. The record is from RefSeq and is a predicted model, not a curated record. Lineage: Eukaryota; Metazoa; Chordata; Chondrichthyes; Myliobatiformes; Myliobatidae.
AUGCCGCCGAAUGGAGGGACGUCCAGUCAUCUGGAUGCUGUCAAUAAACUGCAACAGCUCUCUGUUUAUUCAGGGUUUCCGGCAGCUGCCGUGUUUUAGUUUGUUCGCGCCUGUGGCGAGAAGCGAAAGCGUUUCCGCCGGACGUUUGAGAGUGUGACCCUCGUACCGGCGGUCCUUUCGGUCCGGGUAGUUUUCCUAGUAACCAUGGAACCGCGGCUGGUGGCGGACUUGCUGCUGCGCCUCGGCCACGAACCGACGAUGAUGCUGCCCGAGCUGUGUCGGUGGUGCUGGGAGGCGGAACUGGACGCUGGCCGGGUGGAGACUCUGCGCCUCCUUCUGGAGGAGCUGGAGGCCCGAAGCAUCGGGCUGGAGUGGCAGCACCUGCGGGGACUUGCCGAGGAACGGUGCUUGCCGCUGCUGCGGAUCGUACGGCUGGAGGAGCCGGCCGACCGCCGACUAGGUCUCGCGGUCUGCCGCUUACUGCUGACCUGCUGUCGGCUAGCUCCGCCUGAGCUACUGCAGCAGGAGGUUGCCUCUUGUUUACGGGAGUUGCGGACUUACACCGAGCAGCGGAGCGGGGCCGCCGCCUCCUCCUCCUCCUCCUCCCCGGGCACUGAGUACUCCGACAUUCACGUCGUUGUCGAGAUGCUAGUGAAGCUGUGGCCUCUCGUGUUGAAGCGGGAGCCGGUCAAUGGAGAGCUGCUGCCUCUCGCCCUGACCACUGUGAGGGUCGGCGAGGACAACGUGGCGGCCAGGGUGGCCACCCGGCUCAUCUCAACCCUCCUGGAGCAGAAGAUGGUGUCUAUGAGGGAUAUCUGGGACGGCGUGAGACGAUGGGAGUGCCCCGGCAACGUUUCCAGACUCCUGUUGCUGCUCACUUCGCUCUCGCCGGCCGGUAAUCUCGACCUCCGGACGUGCAUUGAAUUUUGGAAAGUGUUGCAGGCAGGACUGGUAGACACGGAUAACACGACUCGCAAGAGAGCUUUGUAUCUGUUGAAAAGGGCUGUGGAUGUUUUUGGGGCACUGGAAAGAGACUUCGCCUUGGAAUUUCAGAAUGAACACGAUUCGUGUCCUUUCUGGUGGUUGGGUGAAAAAAGCAAACAGCUCGUACAAUUAUGGGAAAAUUAUAUUUUAAUUAUGGAAACAUUGGAAGAAAAUCAAGUGCAUGUUAUAAGACCAAUUUUGCCACGCCUUAAAAGCCUAAUGGAUGCCACUGUUUACGAUGGAAAAGGUAAUUCGCUUUUCCACCCAUCUUGGCUCCUUUGUGCCUAUAAACGCAUGUUUGAAAGUGAAAACAAAACUGUGAUGAAAGAAGGUCUGUUUCAUUUCCUGGAUCUUAAUAUCAUGAAAUAUUCAAUCAGAACUCAAGAACUGUCUGAUUUUAUCUGUGGGCCAGUGAUGGAUGCUCUUUCAGAAAGUGCACUCUACAGCAGAUCGCCCGAUCAGAUCAUUGGCAGCUGUCCUGUUUUAGCAGUAAAGUUACAGAUAUUGCUUGUUGAUUAUAUGGAAAAUAUACCUGAGAAGUUCAAAGGAGACUUCCUCACGAAGUUGAUUAAGAGCGUGGCCACCAAGCACUGGUGUGCCAUCCCCGUUCUUUUCAUCUCUCAAGCUCUAGAGCACAUCCCAUCUUGCCAAAUCUGGGGAGUAGAAGGGCUUCGUGCUCUUCGGGAAGUAUUGCGUUGUACUCUGACCAAUCACCAAGUAUUGCUGCGAGGAGCGGCUCAGUGUUCCUUUCUAAAAGCGGCUAUGCAUCUGACUAAUGUGGAACUGGUGACGGUCUCUGACAUUUCAAACUUUCUGGCAUCCAUUCGAACUGAAGAGGCUUUAUCUCGGGGGACAAAAUUGUGGAUGGAGGUAUGUGAGUGGCUACACAGCAAUGAUGGGAGUUUUAGGCGUGAAGACAGUGCCACUGAAGAGAAUCUAAAGCGAUCUGUGCUAGGUGCCUAUGUUCAGAAUCUGGUAGAAUGGUACAUGAAGGUCCCAGUGUCUGAUGGGGAAAAGGACAGUUACCUGCCAGACUGGUUUGAGGCCCAGCUCGUUGCUCGAAUGAUUCUCCUUGCUGCUGACGUUGAAGAGCAACAUUGCGCUGAAGGUGCUAUAUACACUGGGGAUCAGAAUGCCUUGGCUUGUUUCUUACAACCACUUCUGGAUACCUUAACAAAGUUGAAUGCUCAUGCUUACCUACCUUUACUGAAAGCAGACAAGAGCUUGCAACUGUUGCUGAAAUUGUUGAAGAUGUCCGUACCAAAGCACAAUACAACAACAUCAGAAGAUAGGGUCCUGAAUGAUUUGCAAAGAUGUGUCAUGUCUACAGUGGAGCAAGUUUUAGAGUACAUGCAGAGGAGAUUGACAAGUGAAUUACAAACAGUUCUGGAUCUUGAUAGGUAUAGCCUGUACCUUGCUGUGCUGAGUGAGGUGGCGAAGAUGCUUUUAGUGGACAACCCAAGGAGAGGGUCUUGGAUGAGGAGUUUCAUCUCUUCUCUGACACAGGCUUCAAUUCGACAUCUGCAGGCUGUAAAUAACGACAAGGUCCUAAAGCUCGAGAGACAAAUCCAGAUGGUGGUUGCUCAAGCCUCUUUAGCUUGGGUUUCCAGGAUGACUGCCCAGUAUCCAGAGCUGCACCUUGACUCCCUUGAUGUGGUCAAGACACUAGGAAAAUUGAUCUUCAUUAGCCCUUUCAACCAUAAGCUUGAGAAACCUUUCUGCAGCAACAAAAACAAUGGACUUUUAGAGGACGGAUCUUCAGCCCAGGGCUGGGGGAAGAUAUCUGCACAGUAUGUCCAUGACCAAUGGGUCUGCAUUUAUUUUACCUUGAACAAAUCUCUUCCAUUGCCUGAGAGUGCAGCCAAGAAGAGUGGUGAAGUUUCUUCACAUAGUGUAGAAAAUGCAACACUCACACUCCAUGCCUGUAUUGAAGCUCUGAACAUAGUUCCAGCUGACCAAGUACUUCCCGUGCUGCAGUGCAUGAAGAUUCUUGUGCCCAAGCUCUCUAGGUCUGAAGAGUCUCUGUGUGUGAAAUCUCUUGACCUAGCUUGGAAGGCAGUGGUGGAUCUGAACAACAACCAGCUGUGUUUUUGGCCUACUUUAAGUGCUUUCGUACGAAUUGCCUUCGACCAUCAACUACUUGCGGUAGCAGAGGAAUGUCCUAUUCGACUGAAAGUGAAGGAGAUUAUAAGCAAAUUGCUUAAAAUUUCAGAAACCAAAACUGGAGUCUUCAAUGUGUUAAUUACUCAUUGCUGUCAAAUCUGGUUGCCUUCUGGUUCUGCCACCAGUGAUUCCCACCAGGAUUCUUUCAUGAGUGCUGAAAACCAUGUGGAUCUCUUUGUGGAAGCUUGCUUAUUUGGACCCAUUUUUAGGAAGGAUCAAAGACUUAUCCAAGAUGUACACACCUACAUAGAACUACUGGGAGAUGAUUGUGCAGCCAACAAGGCAACUGAAAGUGAAAACCGUGAUGAUCAAUCUGUGCGGAUUUUGGCCAUCAAUUUUCUUUGUCGAUUGAAUGGAUCAGAUUCACUGCAUAAAAAGUUCAUGGAGAAUGUGGUCAUCAAACUUCUUGAGAAGGACGAAGAGCUGAGGGACACCAAAAGUCGCUAUUAUGUGAACUCCAUGAAGCAUCGACUAAAGAACAGAAUUUGGCAGACACUCCUUGUGCUCCUUCCUCAAAUGGACCAGGUGUUUCUCAAUGCCAUUGUUCAAACUGUCUUCACAUCUGCCUUGAGUGAUAAUCAGGCAUCUGUAAAAUACUUGAUCGAAUGGUUCAUCAUCUUAUUAUUGCAAAAGUGCCCAGAGCUUAUCGAUUCUUUCUGGAGAUGCUUCAGCUACAAUCCUGAAAAUUCAAAAACUAGUAUCUGCACCUUCCUGGCCACAUUGGUUCAUAUUGACACAAUGCUUAAGAAUAUUACACAGAAGGGCCAAUAUUUGAAGAAGGCGCUGAGUGUAAUACUGCCCUGGUGUCUGAACCACAAUUUCAGCGUGCGCCUGUAUGCUCUCCUUGCUUUACAAAAGGUCUGGGAAGCCUGUCUACUGUUUGAAGUGGAGGGUGAAGAAUUGAAAUUUUUGGAACCAAUAAUUGAAUCCUACCUGGAGCAAAUUGGACAGAAGCAAACUACGGGGAAUGCUGCAAGGAACUGGCAGAGAAUUCAGGACCAUUUCUUUUUUAGAAAAUUCCAACCUGUGGAAGACUACAGUUUAGAGACAAUAUUUUAUACCUUCCCAAGCUUAUCAGAUGUGAUAGAAGAUGAAUGGAUCCCUGCCUGGAAGUUCAGCCGAAUUAUGGAUCAUUGUUCCUCCAGCUCUUCAGUUAAUGUGUUCAGUUUAAGAAAUGAGCUUCGCAAUAUGAAAUCCACAGACUGGGUUCAGCAAGACAAAGGUUGUUGCCUGGAUCAAGUUGCUGAAUGGACAGAUGUACAAAAGAAGAUAAUGCCUUGGAAAACUAGCAUCCCAGACCAAGAUGUGGAGUUGCUCCAUCAGGAGAGAGCCGCCAUACCUGGAAGGUCAUCUGGCAAUAGCCUGAUUGUAGUGGCAUCUUUAAUUGAUAAGACAACUAACCUGGGAGGUUUGUGUCGAACAAGUGAGAUAUUCGGGGCCUCUGCACUGGUUGUGAGCAACUUGCAUUGUGUGAAUGACAAGCAGUUCCAAGCCCUUAGUGUUUCUGCAGAACAGUGGCUAACCAUCAUUGAGGUGAGACCCGAUCAGCUGAUUGACUACCUGCAGCAGAAGAAAACCGAAGGGCACACCAUCAUUGGAGUGGAACAGACAGCCAACAGCCAGGAUCUUGCUCACUAUAGUUUCCCAGAUAAAACCGUGUUUUUGCUGGGGAACGAACGGGAGGGAAUUCCAGCCAAUUUGAUCCAGCACCUAGAUAUGUGUGUGGAAAUUCCACAGUAUGGGAUCAUCCGGUCGCUCAAUGUCCAUGUGAGUGGAGCUUUGCUCAUGUGGGAGUACAAACGGCAGCAGAUGAUGAAGCAGCAUGCGAGACUGUAAAAUUGCCAAUGUACAGAUGUGAAAAUUAAGAGAGCCAUCUCUUGUUAAUACGCCUUUUUCCACAGACAGUAAAUCAAUAAUUCUAUGCUGCUAUGAAUGCACAGCUAUGAAAAAAGCCUCUAAUUCCCUGGAAGAUCUGGUGAAAAUAGUGUUUAUCAAAAACUGGCAGCAGACGAUGAUGCCGACAAGCUUUUGGCUGCUUUGGACCUGAUUGGACAUCUUGUGUCUUUUUGACAUUUAUGUAUAAAUAAGAAUAUGUCUAUUUUUUGUUAAUGCAUACAAUGUUUCCUUUUGUACAAGAACUUGGGAACCGUAGUGAACUGCUCAGCCAAUUGCUAUCUCAUCUCCAUUUACUCACAGAUACAACUUCCCUUUCUUCCCUUUGCAAAUAAAUUCAUCUGCCUCAGCUUUGCACUUCCGGUUGAAUGAACUGCAUUUUCGUGGAAACUAGUGAUCCGCUGGAGUAACUCAGUGAAUGGAGCAGUAUUUGUGGGCGGAAAAGGAAUUGUCAACAUUUCUGGUUAAAACCCUACCUCAGUGAAGUUGGAUAUCUGGUCUCCUUUUGCAUGUACCUGGAGAUUUAGUCCCGUAGUAUGAAUGUUGGCCAUGACCUCUGCUCAGAUCAGAACCUUUCCUUCGUCAAUGAUCUAAGUUGUAUCUUCUAGACAUCCUCUUCAAGCACAAUUAACCAAGGAAUUAUUGACUACAGUCCUUUAAAUAGAAUGGAAGUGCAGAAGAUGUUUCCAAUAGUGUGAGAAUCUAGGGCCAGAGGGCACAGCCUCAGAAUAGAAGGAUGUCCCUUUAGAAAAGAGAUGAGGAGGAGAUUUCUUUAGCCAGGUCGUGGUGAAUCUGUGGAAUUCAUUGCCACAGACAGCUAUGGAGGCCGAGUCAUUGAGUAAAUUUAAAGCAAAGGUUGAUAGUUUCUUGAUUAGUAGCAAGGACAAUGGGGUAGAGAGGGAAAAUAGAUCAGCCGUGAUGGAAUUGUGGACCAGACUCAAUGGGCUGCAUGGCCUGGUUCUGCUCAUGUGUCUUAUGAUCUAUCAAUACCUGACAUGUAGAAUGUGUUUUCAAGAGGUUAGGUAAUUGCAAAACACUUCAGCUUUCAGGGAUGGAGUUGAAACCAGUGCAUAUUGGUGGGAUGAUAAUGAGGUCAGUUUAAGAGAUUUUAGUACAAAUAGAAUCCGUUAAUAGACCUACAUACAAAAUGUACAGCCUUAUCUGUUAUCCAGAACCAUACUGCCGAAGUCUCCUGCAAACAAAAGAUGCCCAGUCAGUCAGUAGCACUGUGCCACACACUAACUGUGAUGGCGCCACUAUGUGUAAGGAUGCCCAGCAAGAUCCCACAAGGACCUGUGAGAUAACUAACCAAAUUUAUACUUGCAGCAUUGUUUCAAAGAGAAAAGGUUGUCGCAAUCACCGGGAGAGAUCUCAUCCUCCAACCACUGCUGGCUCUUUCACUUUCACCUAUGAAGUCCGAAUAAUAUUAGAUGAUGCAUUCAGUUUGUAAUGGUGCCUGGAAGGCAGGUGCACCAUAGAUCCUAGUGAUCUGAAGCUACACUCUUCAGGUUAGAAGACCUAGGAUCCACUGUCAACUGGGGCAUUACAAUGGACCUCGACUUCUCUGCUCUGGAGUCAGUAGAUGUAAUGAGGAAAUGGUGGCUUCCUUGUGACUGAAAUCAUGAGGAUCUUCACAAAGAUUAAUCAGGAUCUGCUUAUUUAUAUAUAUAUUUCUAUUUUAAUUUAUAGUCUAUUUUUAUUACUGCACUGUACUGUGCUGCAAAACCACAUGUACUUAGUGACCGCUUUAUUAGGUACACUUGUACACCUGCUCGUUAAUGUAAAUAUCUAAUCAGCCAAUCAUGUGGCAGUAGACAUGGUCAGGAAUUUCAGUUGUUGUUCAGAACAUGUGUCAGAAUGGGAAAGUGACUUUCUCCGUGGGUGCAUGUUUCAGUAUCUCAGAAUCUGCUGGUCUCCUGGGAUUUUCAUGCUAACAGUCUCUAGAGUUUACAGAGAACGGUGUGAAAAAGAAAAAAGUAUCCAGUGAGCAGAUCUUUGGGCGAAAACACCUUAUUAAUGAGAGAGGUGAGAGGAGAAUGGCCAGACUGUUUCAAGCUGACAAGGUGACAGUAAUUUGAAUAACCAUGAGCUGCAACAGUGGUGUGGAAAAGAGCAUCUCUAAAUGUACAACACAUCAAACCUCGAAGUGGCAGCAGCAGAAAAGCACUAAAAUACACUUGAAGGUCACUUUAUUGGGCACAGGAUAACAAUCAGUGAUAAUAAACCUGAUUCUGAUUCAGGACAGCAGGUCUGUGGAGGCAAAAGGUAGAAGUAGACCACAGAAAAUGAAGGGUAACACAGGGGGAAGGGUUAGAGUAGGUUAGAAGGUAGGCACAUUAUCAUGGGCCGAAGGGCCUGUAGUGUGCUGUAAUGUUCUAUCUUCUAAUUCAGGCCAUGAUCCUGUAUCAGAAGAGAGAAGGUUGGGGAAUAGAGGCUGGUGGAUGAUAGGUGGAAUCAGACACAGAGGUGAUUGUGGCAACCAGGUGGGGAGAGAUAGGUAAGAGUGAGAAAUCCAAGUCUUCCAGAAUUCAGGAGGAACUAGAUCGUAAUUUAGAUUCAGAGAUUCAUAUUCAUAUUUAUUUAUUUGUAACGUGUAUAUCAAAAUAUACAGUGAAAUGCAUCAUCUGCAUUAACCUAAGGAUGUGCUGGGACAGUCCACAAAUGUCACCACAUGUUCAGGCAACAUGUUCAGCAGAACAACGCAAGUAACAACAGGAACAGGAAAGGUGCAAUCACACUGAUGGGACUGUACUCCAGACACCCUGAUAGCCACCAAGACGUUGAGGAAAAGAUAUGUAAUCAGAUUAAGGAAAUGUGUAAGAAUAAUAAGGAUGUAGUCAUGGGGAAAUUUCAACUUCCCUAAUAUAAACUGGGAUUUCCUGAGUGCGAGGGGUUUAGAUGGAGCAGAAUUUAUUAAGUGUAUCCAGGAAGCUUUAUUAAAUCAAUAUGUAGAUGGUCCAACGAGAGGAGGGGCUGUGCUGGACCUGGUGUUGCAUAAUGACUCUAGCCAGGCAACUGACCUUUUAGUGGGUGAACAGUUAGGGAAAAGACCAUAAAAUAUGAGAGCAGAAUUAGGUCAUCUGGCCCUUCAAGUCUGCUCCACCAUUCAACCAUGGCUGAUCCUUUUUUUCUAUCUCCUCCUCAACCCCAGUUUCCGGCCUUUGAUGCCAUAUCCAAUCAAUAACCUAUCAAUCUCUGCCUUAAAUACACCUAACAACCUGGCCUCCGCAGCUGCAUGUGGCAACAAAUUCCACAAAUUCACCACCCUUUGGCUAAAGAAAUUUCUCUGCAUCUCUGUUUUGAAAGGGUGCCCCACUAUCCUGAGGCGACGCCCUCUUGUCCUAGACUCUCCCACCAUGGGAAACAUCCUUACCACAUCUACUCUGUCUAGGCCUUUCAACAUUCAAAGGGUUUCAAUGAGAUCCCCCCUCAUCCUUCUGAAUUCCAGGGAGUACACACCCAGAGCCAUCAAACGUUCCUCGUAUGAUAACCCUUUCAUUCCUGGAAUCGCGGGGCCCAAAACUGUUCACAAUACUCAAGGUGAGGCCUCACCAGUGCCUUAUAAAGCCUCAGUAUCACAUCCUUGCUCUUGUAUUCUAGACCUCUUGAAAUGAAGGCUAGCAUGGCAUUUGCCUCCCUCACCACCAACUCAAUCUGCAAGUUAACCUUUAGGGUGUUCUGCACAAGGAUUCCCAAGUCCCUCUGCAUCUUAGAUUCCUGGAUUUUUCCCCAUUUAGAAAAUAGUCCGCACAUUUACUUCUACUACCAAAUGUGACCAUGCAUUUUCCAACAUUGCAUUUCAUUUACCACUUUCUUGCCCAUUUUCCUAAUCUGUCUAAGUCCUUCUGCAGCCUACCUAUUUCCACAACAAUACCUGCCCCUCCACCUAUCUUCAUAUUAUCUGCAAACUUGGCAACAAGGCCAUCUGUUCCAUCAUCUAAAUCAUUUAUAUACAGCAUAAAAAGAAGUGGUCCCAACACCGACCCUUGAAGAACACUACUACUCACUGGCAGCCAACCAGAAAAGGAGCCUUUUAUUCCCACUUGCUGCCUCCUACCACUCAGCCAAUGCUCUAACUAUGUUAGUAGCUUUCCUGUAAUACUAAGGGCUCUUAACACAUGAGGCACCUUGUCAAAGGCCUUCUGAAAGUCCAAAUAUACAACAUUCACUGCAUCCCCUUUAUCUAUCCUACUUGUAAUCUCCUUAAAAAUUCCAGCAGGUUCAUCAGGCAGGAUUUUUCCUGAGGAAACCAUGCUGACUUUGUCCUAUCUUGUCCUGUGUCACCGAGUACUCCAUCACCUCAUCCUUAUCAAUUAACUCUACACAACAUCUUCCCAAGCACUGAGGUCAGGCUAACUGGUCUGUAAUUUCCUUUCUGCUGCCUUUCUUCUUUCUUAAAGAGUGGAGUGACAUUUGCAAUUUUCCAGUCCUCUGACACCAUAACAGAGUCCAAUGAAUUUUGAAAGAUCAUUUCUAAUGCUACCACAAUCUCUAACGCUUUCUCUUUCAGAACCCUGGGGUGCAGUUCCUCUGGUCCAGGUGACUUAUGUGCCUUUAGGUCUUUCAGCUUUUUGAACACCUCUCUUUUAACAGUACCUGCACCCACUUCUCUUCCUUCACAUGCUACAACAUCUGGCAUACAGCUAGUGUCUUCCACAGUGAAGACUGAUGCAAAAUACUCAUAUAGUUCAUCAGCCAUCUCCUUGUCCCCCAUUAUUAUUUCUCCUGCCUCAUUUUCUAACAGUCCUAUAUCCACUCUCAUUUCUCUUUUAUUUUUAACAUACUUGAAAAAAACUUUUACAAUUCACUUUGAUAUUAUUUGCUAGCUUGCUUUCAUAUUUCAUCUUUUCCCUUCUAAUGAUUCUUUUAGUUGUUCUCUGUAGGUUUUUAAAAACUUCCCAAUCCUCUGUCUUCCCAAUCCUCAAUCUUCCCACUAAUUUUUGCUUUGUUGUAUGCCCUUUCUUUUGCUUUUACAGUGGCUUUGGAAAAGAGACCACAACUCCUUAACUUUCAGGAUAGCUAUAGACAAGAAUAGGUAUGAUCCUUGUGGGAGAGUUUAAAUUCGAGUAGGGCAAAUUACAAGGACAUUAAACAGGAACUAAGGAACAUUAAUGGUCAAGAAGGAAAAGGAAAAGUGUGUAAAGCUUCAGAAGUUGGGAUCAAAAUAAGCACAUGAGGAGUAUAAAGAAACCAGAAAAGAACUGAAGAAGGGAGUUAGGAAAACCACAAGGGGCAAUGAAAUGUCCUUGCUAAGUACGAUUAAGUUAAGGUGAGGGCCAAGGCAUUCUAUACAUACAUCAAGAGCAAGAAAAUAACUAGGGAUAGGGUGGGACCACUCAAAGAUAAAGAGGAUAACAUUUGCUUGGAUGCAGAGAAUAUGAAUGAGGUACUUAAUGAGCACUUUGCUUCAGUAUUCACCAAGGGAAAGGACCAGGAGAUCAGUGCUGAGUGUUUAAAUAUGUUAGGGCAUUUAGAGGUCAAGGAGGAGGAAGUCUUGAGCCUCCUAAUGAGUAUUACGGUGGAGAAGUCCCCAGGGCCUGAUGGGAUUUACCCCAGGUUAUUGAAGGAGGCAAGAGACAAGCUUGCUGGGCCCUUGACCAGUAUCUUUGUGUCUUCUCUAGCCACAGACGAGAUCCGGAGAACUGGGAAAUGGAUAAUGUUGUAACUCUAUUUAAGAAAGGAACAAGGGAAAAUCCUGGGAACUAUAGACCAGGGAGUCUCAUGUCAGUUGCAGGGAAAUUGCUGGAGAAAGUUUUUAGGGAUAGGAUAUAUGAACAUUUGGAAACCCCACACCUAAUUAGGGAGAGUCAGCAUGGCUUUGUGCAAGGCAGGUUGUGCCUUACCAACUUGAUUACGAUUUUUCACAAGGCAACAAGAGGGAUGGGUGAAGGUAAGGCAGUGGAUGUUGUCUUCAUGGAUUUUAGUAAAGUGUUUGAUGAAGUCACUAAUGGGAGGCUGAUCCAGAAGAUUAAGAUGCAUGGGGUCUGUGGCAAAUUGGCUGUUUGGAAUCAGAACAGAUUUGCACAUAGAUGACAGAGGGUGGUGAUUGAAGGGGCUUAUUCUAGCUGGAGAUCUAUAAUUAGUGGAGUUCUACAGAGAUCUGUGCUUGGAUUUCUGCUGUUUGUGAUUUAUAUAAAUGACCUGGAUGAAAAUGUAGAUGGGUGGGUUAGUAAAUAUGUAGAUAAUAUCAAGAUUGAUGGAGUUGUGGAUGGCGUAGAAGACUGGCAAAGAAUACAGUGUGAUAUAGAUCUGUUGCAGAUAUGGGCUGAGAAAUGGCAGAUGGAGUUUAACCCAGAUAAUGUGAGGUGUUGCACAUCGGUAGGGCGAAUGCAAGGAAACAGUACACUGUUAAGGGCAAGAUCCUUAACAGUGUUGCUGAGCAGACAGAUCCUGGGGUCCAAGUUCAUUUCUCCUUGAAAAUGGCUACACAGGUUGAUAAGGUGUUUGAGAAGGCUUAUGGAAUGCUUGUUUUUAUUAUUCGAGGCAUUGAGUUCAAAAGUCAGGAGGUUAUGUUGCAACUUUAUAAAACUCUGGCCAGGCCAUGUCUGGAGUUUUGCUUACAGUUCUAGUCUCCCCACUAUAGGAAGGAUGUUGAGGCAUUGGAGAGAGUGCAGAAAAGGUUUAACAGGACGCUGCCUGGUUUAGAGGGCAUGUGCUAUUGCAAAAGGGUGGAUAAACUUGGGUUGUUUUCUCUGGAGCCCCAAAGGCUGAGGGGAGAUCUGAUAGAGGCUUACAACUUAUGAGAGACAGAGAUAGAGUGGACAGAGGUAUCUGUUUCCCAGGGUUGAGAUGUCUAAUACCAGAGGGCAUGCAUUAAAUAUGAGAGGGUGUAGGUUCAAGAGAGAUGUAAGGGGAAGUUUUUCCACUCAGAGAGUCAUGGAUGCCUGGAAUGUGCUGCCUGGUAUGGUGGUAGAAGAAAAUACAUUAGAGGCUUUUAAGAGAUGUUUGGAUAGACCAAUAGAUGUAAGAAAGAAGGAGGGAUAUGGACAUUUUGUAGCUAGAUGGGAUUAGUGUUUGGGAGUUUUUGAUUUGCUUUUUAGCUGGUUAGGCACAACAUUGUGGGCUGAAAGGCCUCUUCCUGUCCUGUACUGUUCUAUGUUCCACCAAAAACAGCAAAAUAGACCACUUUCCUCCAAUUUACCCACCCACUCAUACACACAGAUACGCCUCCAACUCCAGUACAGAUCACCCUCUGGGCCUUUGACUAUCAUUUCUUGGCCCCAGAGUCUUGGGGGGGGGGGUGGCCUAGGAGCUGGGGCCAAAAUCUCUGGCCCUCUGUGGCAACAAAUUCUACAGAUUCACCACCUUCUGGCUGAAAGAUUUCUCAUCUUACUUCUAGAGGGACAUCCCUUUAUUUUGAAGCUCUGCCCUCGAAAGCCCAGACUUUGCUACUGAUGGAGGUAAUGUGUCCAUUCUAUCCAGUUCUUUCUGUGAUACACUCUCCCAAUUUCUCAUGAGAUCAACAAUUAGGACCGGUCAUGAAGCUACUCAUCCACAGGCUGUCCUCAGGUAAGAAAUGGGUUCCAUCUUACAAGCAUCCAGAAAUUGAUUUUGUCCACAUGUUUGAAUAUAUACACACAUCUGUCAAUAGAUGAGCCAUACCUCCAUAGUAUUAUAAUGAAUGGCAUCAAAAACACAUUAGACUGAUAAGAAGGAACAAUUUCUAAAGGUGGGGAGAGUGUAGAAACAAACUCUGAACUUUUCAAUUUAAUAUAAUGGCAUCUCUUUUAUAUAUAGAGGCUGUCCAUAAGUUGGUCAUUUGUAACUCCCUGGAUUUCCUUGGUUAGUAGUAGAGGAGAGGGAAAAUAAGUCAGCCUUGAUCGAAUGAUGGAACAGAUUGACGGGCAGAUUGGCCUCAUUUUGCUCCUCCAUCUUAUAGGAUUAUGUUUUAUCCUGACAUAGAACAUGGAAUAGUACAGCACAGUACAGGCCCUUCAGCCCACAAUGUUGUGCCGAUCCUUAAACCCUGCCUCCCAUAUAACCCCACACCUUAAAUUCCUCCAUAUACCUGUCUAGUAGUCUCUUAAAUUUCACUAGUGUAUCUGCCUCCACCACUGACUCAGGCAGUGCAUUCCACGCACCAACCACUCUCUGAGUUAAAACCUUCCACUAAUAUCCCCCUUGAACUUCACACCCCUUACCUUAAAACCAUGUCCUCUUGUAUUGAGUAGUGGUGUCCUGGGGAAGAGGCGCUGUCUGUCCACUCUAUCUAUUCCUCUUAAUAUGUUGUAUACCUCUAUCAUGUCUUCUCUCAUCCUCCUUCUCUCCGAAGAGUAAAGCCCUAGCUCCCUUAAUCUCUGAUCAUAAUGCAUACUCCCUAAACCAGGCAGCAUCCUGUUAAAUCUCCUUUGUACGCUUUCCAAUGCUUCCACAUCCUUCCCAUAGUGAGGCGACAGAACUGGACACAGUAGACCAAGUGUGGAUUAACCAGAGUUCCACAGAGAUGCAUCAUUACCUCGCGACUCUUAAACUCUAUCCCUCGACUUAUGAAAGCUAACACCCCAUAAGCUUUCUUAACUACCGUAUCUACCUGUGAGGCAACUUUCAGGGAUCUGUGGACAUGCACCCCCAGAUCCCUCUGCUCCUCCACACCACCAGGAUCCUGCCAUUUAGUUUGUACUCUGCCUUGGAGUUUGUCCUUCCAAAGUGUACCACCUCACACUUCUCCAGGUUGAACUCCAUCUGCCACUUCUCAGCCCACUUCUGCAUCUUAUCAAUGUUUCUCUGCAAUCUUCAACAAUCCUCUGCACUAUCCACAACACCACCAACCUUUGUGUCAUCUGCAAACUUGCCAACCCACCCUUCUACCCCCACACCCAGCUCGUUAAUAAAAAUCAUGAAAAGUAGAGGUCCCAGAACCGAUCCUUGUGGGACACCACUAGUCACAACCCUCCAAUCCGAAUGUACUCCCUCCACCAUGACACUCUGCUUUCUGCAGGCAAGCCAAUUCUGAAUCCACCUGGCCAAACUUCCCUCGAUCCCAUGCCUUCUGACCUUCUGAAUAAGCCUACCAUGUGGAACCUUGUCAAAUGCCUUACUAAGAUCCAUGUAGAUCACAUCCACUGCAUUACCCUCAUCUAUAUGCCUGGUCACCUCCUCAAAGAACUCUAUCAUGUGGACAUGGAUAUAAUGAAUUUUCUUUUGGUAACAGGAACAGUAUUUCAGAUUUGUGGUAUCCAGGGAUGAAGUGUGUUGGGAGACCAGACUAUACAAAAGCUUCCAGAUGAGCAAUUUAGUGACAGGUGAAGCCAUUGCUGAAGACUCAUAAAGCUGUUCUGAUGUUUGGAAAGGAAGUGAUAAAUAGCCAGGCUAAUCCACACACAGUUAUACUGUAAGUACCAAAGGAAAACAAGUGAUCAUUGCCCUCUGCCGCUUUAGAAACACUUCAAAAAUAGUCCCCAGCUAGAACAUGUUCACCUGAAUAUGCCCUGUAAGAAAGAUGGCUCAGCAAAGGUGAAAGAUUACUGUUGGAAACGAGAAUUGCUUGGAAAUGUAGCUUGAAUUUUCUGUAUUUCCUGUAUUU